Rubroshorea leprosula is the source of this 1338-nucleotide messenger RNA. The record is from the annotation of a GenBank genome assembly. NCBI's taxonomy places the organism in Eukaryota, Viridiplantae, Streptophyta, Magnoliopsida, Malvales, Dipterocarpaceae.
AGAUUCCAUUCCCAUAACCACAAAUCAAAAUUCCGUUUUUCACUCUAAUGGAUGGAAUCCUAAUCUCAGACCACUGGGAAGGUUCCAAAUUCCAGAAUACACAAUGUGCAUAAAACUCGAGAGUUUUACUUACGCAUGAGUGGUAAGGGUGGAGAUGAAGCAGAAGGUAGUUGGAGGAAAGCAUUUGUAGUGGACGAAGGCAAGUUGAAUGAGUUUAGUGAUUUGCUGUCUAGUCCUUUGACAUAUUCAAAGGAAUUAUUGAAAGUUGGAGAUGGAGAGAUUGGAGAUGAUGUUGAUGGUGAGUCAAUUAUUGAGAUUCCAAAAGAAAUGUUGAUUGAGGAUGAUGUUAAUGAACUUGCUCAACUUGUGGAUUUUGUAUAUCCAGACUUUUUGGGUAGAAUAGAUGAUCAAGAUAUUAAGUUCUUCCAAGAGCGCUGCAUUUUGUCUCCAACAAUUAAGGACGUUGCUAUGUUAAAUGAUUACUUGAUGUCCAACAUUAAAAGUGUGGAAAAGAGCUAUUUAAGUUCAGAUUUCGUAUGCAAAGAUGAUUUGGACUUCAGUACCAGUCAACAGACAUAUGCUCAUGAGGUACUUAACACAUUCACUGCUUCAAGGUUUCCAGAUCAUAAAGUGGGUUUCAAAGUAGGCAUCCCACCCAUGCUUUUGAGAAAUAUUGAUCAAUCCAGUGGCUUGUGUAAUGGAACAAGAUUACUAAUCACAAGACUUGGAAAUCAUGUUGUGGAAGGAAAAAUUUUGUCCGAAAAGAGUGUAGGUCUGUCUGUCCUUAUACCUCGGAUGGGGCAAACUCUUUCACAUGUUGGAAUUUACCUUGCAAGGCUUGUAUUCAGCCAUGGUCAGUUGUAUGUUGCACUUUCAAGAGUAAAAAUUGGAAGGUUGGAUGAUGACCAAGGUGAUUUUGUUGGCAUGGUAGUUUGUGAGGAGUUAGGGGCAAAUUUCUUGUUGCCAUCUCCAAUAACUUCAUCAAAUGAACUUGUCAUCGUGUGGGACCCAGAACUGGGCAGGAUAAAUACCUCUGAAUAGAAGCAACUAAAGUUGGCUAGGAGUUUAACUCGUGGCAUUAUUGAUAGGGAUCUUAAGCCGAGCUCUACUGAACGGAAGAUAAUCCAAAGAAUUUUAAAAUAUCCACCAACAAGGGCUUCAAGUGGAGAUGAGAGACAGCUGCUUUGGAAAUUUUGCUUAUCAUUGAUGUUUGAGAAUAGGGCACUAACAAAAUUUCUAAGAUGUGUUGAAUGGAGUGAUGUUCAAGUUACCAUCCUUUUCUCCAUUGCUCCACCUGCUACAUGCUUUUUAUGUGGUUAAUGAACAAAAAUGUUAUUA